CGCAAGAAACAUGCCCCGUUCUCCCUGUUCCUUCUUUUCACAGCCCUCUCGUCCUCGCGGCCCUGCCUCCCUGCCAGUGACAGCUGGCCAAGAGACAAUCAACGCAGGGACGGCUAGCAGCGUGAUUACGUCAGCUGUAAGGCGGGAGGAAAAAUGCCAAAUUUUUCAGCAGCAGGGGAAAACUGUACGAAUCCGGAUACGGCUCCCUAGUUUAGCGAACGGUCCUUAACCCCGGAGAACAUACCGGCGUUUCGGGGAGCACGGUGGUGCUUUUGAGGCCUCCCGUACUCUUGUUUGCCUGUUUCAGUGCACGGUGCUCUUCCUGUGCUGGGGUUGCAGUGGUUUUGUGGACAUCCAUUCAUUGAUCCAGCAGCUACAAGCACGGACAUGUCGCAGAAAGUAAUCAAAGGCACCAUUUUGUGUUUGCACGGGUUCGCCCAGAACGGGGUGGUCUUCUCGACCAAGGCCUCGGGCAUCAGAAAGGCCUUGAAGAAGGCAGGCUACCACACGGUCUUUGUGGACGGGCCGAUCGAGCUCACGGCUGCAGACCUCCCCUUCACGGCGGCGAAGUUGGGUGCCGAUGACAAGGCGGAGGAAGUCAACUUCCGAGGCUGGGUGUACACGCAGCCAGAGAAGUUCGACAUCCAGCCGUCGUUGGACGUGAUCAAGAAGGCGUACGAGGAGCACGGGCCGUUCAUCGGGAUUAUGGGCUUCUCGCAGGGCUCGGGGGUGGCGGGCGCCAUUCUCUCGUCCUUUGCAGACGUUGUUGGCGACGAAAAGGCCCUCGACACGCUCAAGUUCGCCAUCAUCUACUCGGGCUUCAAGUUCGAGAACCCCUCCGUGCAGCACUACUACGACAAGAAAAUCGCCCUGCCAACGCUGCACGUCAUGGGCGAGCUCGACACGUUGGUCUCCAACGAGCGCUCGCUGGACCUCGCUGCCCUGUGCGAGGACGCCACCAUCCUGAAGCACCCCGGCGGCCACUACUGCCCAAGCACGAAGGACCUGCUCAAGACGGAGGUUGCGUGGGUCAACAGCGUCGUCGACGGCACCAGAGAGAAGGACGCCAAGGCCGACGACGAGGCCAAGAAGGACAGCGCCGCCGCCGAGGACGAGAUCAGCAAGCUCUCCAAGGACUUGGAGGGUCUCGGCAAGGCCUGAGAGGACCGUGCAGCGCCAAGCUGCGACUUCGCAGCACAGACACAAACUCCAAAACCCUGAUAUAUAGACAUAAGUUAAUGGAUAGAUGUGCUGGAUAUAUAGACAGAUAGGCAGGUAGGUAGAUAGAUGUAGAUAGAUAAACAGAGCCCUUCACUGUCGCACCC
Molecule: messenger RNA, 1325 nt
Organism: Pichia membranifaciens NRRL Y-2026
Lineage: Eukaryota; Fungi; Ascomycota; Pichiomycetes; Pichiales; Pichiaceae
Exons: 1
Coding region: 388-1161 (257 amino acids)
Cellular component (GO): cytoplasm; nucleus
Source: RefSeq, a predicted model, not a curated record